Messenger RNA from Periophthalmus magnuspinnatus, 2549 nucleotides. Its product is annotated as WD repeat-containing protein 31-like. The record is from RefSeq and is a predicted model, not a curated record. Bases 301 to 1365 code for a protein of 354 amino acids. The transcript is spliced from 10 exons. Gene Ontology annotation, molecular function: protein binding. NCBI's taxonomy places the organism in Eukaryota, Metazoa, Chordata, Actinopteri, Gobiiformes, Gobiidae.
GAGCGUCGCUGUGUUUGCGGGACAGAGGCAGAGGAGGAUGAAACCUGCGGAGCCCGGGAUUCUCCGCUCUUUUCUGCGCUGUUUUUACGCCCGCAGAUAAAACCUAAAGCCCGGGACGCGAUGACAGCAGCGCGGGUAGUGUGUCCGCUCACCGCAGCCCCGCAAACCGCACGUUUGAGCGCGUCUCCUCUGUGCUAAAGCGCGGGUUUAUCAUGACAGGUAAACGGGAGUUAGCAUGCUAGCACGUUAGCUCCAGGUCUACUCACGCGCCGCCGGACUGUGACAGGUUCCUAAGAGGACAUGGGGAAACUACAGAGCAAGUUUCGCAAGAGAUCUGAUCUCUACAGGUCGUCCGAGGGGCAGAAGGACGACAGUGCCUUGGACAGUCAGGUGCAGCAGUAUGAACCUGCUCACCAGGGCUCCAUCAACGCUGUGGUGAGCCUGAGUCCAGAGGCCUGUGUGUCCGGGGGAAGUGACCAGGCUGUGGUGGUGUACGACUGGACCCAGGGCCGCAUGUGCCAGUCCCUCCACGGCCACACUCGGGAGGUCACCAAGGUGGUGUGUUACCCCGGCACCACGUGGAUCUUCAGCGCUUCUCGGGAUAAGGCAGUUUUUAUGUGGGACCUGAACCAGGGAUAUGAGCCCAUCCAGGAGUUCUGUGGACACGAGCUGGUGGUCAACGGCAUCGCCAUCAGCCCCGACGGGAGGAAACUGUGCAGCGGUUCCCGUGACAACUGGAUGUGUUUAUGGGACAUCGAAUCUGCCAAAUGUGAACAGCGCCACAACAUCUCCAGGAACCUGGUGACUCACGUGUGCUGGGUGCCCGGCAGCUCCACAAUAGCACAGACCUCUGAGGACAAGACCAUCAGGAUCUGGGACAGCCGGGUGUGGCAAGUGACCCACACGUUUCCAGCCAAACAGUACAUCCAGACUCACUGUGACGUGUCUGUUAACGGACACUACCUGGUGUCCAGCAGCAACGGCUUCGGAGGACAGGGCUGUGAAGCCACGCUGUGGGACCUGCGUCAGCCCGGCUGUAAAGUGGUGGAGUACAGGGGCCACCUCCAAACCACCGCCUGCUGCGUGUUCCUUCCUUCCAACACCGGGGGGAGCCCUCUGGUGGCAACGUCCUCUCACGACAGCUCCGUCAAGAUCUGGGACCAGAACACUGCAGCCUGUCUGGGGACCCUCUCUCUGGACGGAGCGGGCCCUCUGGUGUCCCUAGCGCCCAGUGACCCGGUCAAUCUGAUCUGUGCCAGUUUCAACUCAGGUCUGCACCACCUCCAGCUGUGCCAUGGCUCGCCCCAGGCCCAGAGCUCGGGGGCAUCGGGGGCGGUGGACAUCAGGCUGGUGGCUCGGUUUUAAUGAGACUUUUAUUGGACGAGGUAGAAGUCAACAAAAUCUUGAAAUGCGAUCAUAGCAAAAAUCUACAAGUUUACAUGCAAUAAGAAUAUUUGAUCUUAAUUUGAGAAGCUUUCACUCGUUAUGUAAAAAACGUACCAAUGCAAAAUAAAAGUGCCCCCUCUACAGUACAUAAGGGUUAAAGCGCAUAUGACAGACGACUACUGUCACUACACACUGAACUCACUCUGCAAUUUUCCCUGUUAAAGACAUAGCACCUCAGCACUACUUCCUGUAUUUUUCUACUUCUCAACUCUCUCCUAAAACUUAAAAAAAACUGAUGUAAAACUAUGAUAAAUAUUUAGCACAUGUGCUAUUCAUCAAACCAAGUCAGAAUUUAAAAACAUGAACACCUGUCAAAUGCACUUUAAACUCAGUGUGGGACGUCAUUUUUCGUCCAAAAAAGACAGUAAAUUGUUUUGUUUCCCUCAUUUUAAAGUAGCACUAUGUAACUUUACGGGUGGAUAUAUGUAUCUCCAAUAAGGUGACGCCACCAGGCCACUACAGCUCAGAUCUAUGGAGAGGCUUGACCAUUAACAUGUCAUGUUUUUAUUUGUAUUUUUGAGCAGUAAACUCACCCAAAAAAUUUUAUGCUAGGUAGAUACGCUAAAGUCACACUGUGAAACAUUUAUUUAUAUUUUAUGAUAUUUUAAAAGUGCAUACAAUGUAUUUUUCAAAGCUUCUCAAAUCAAGUCAUUUCAUCUCAUUAUUGAACGUCUCUCUGGUGGUUUCACUUCGGCAGAGUUUUCCUCACAUAAAACUGUCACUGCCACUGCACUGAGAGCAGCUGAAUGUAGGACCCUGUGACUGUGAGGAGCAGAGCACCUGUGGAGCACCUGUGGAGCACCUGUGGAACACCUGUGAUACACCUGUGGUACUCUCUUGUGAUACACCUGUGGUACUCACUAUAAACAGGUUUAAACUGUAGAAUCAUUUAAGCUGCACUUUGUGAGAAUCAAUGUUUUACUGAGAAUGUAGUUUACGAGUUAUUCAGGACAUUUCACAAAAAUAUCACCGUUUAAUCCUCGAUCAUUUGUAGAUAUAUUUUUAUAGAAUUGAUUCAUUUUGUACUUUUGCUCAUGCUGGUUUCAAAGUUACUAUGCAAUAAAAUGACCACAGUAAUUACUUUUUAAUAAAAUGUCCAAAUA